Molecule: messenger RNA, 28328 nt
Organism: Xyrichtys novacula (pearly razorfish)
Lineage: Eukaryota; Metazoa; Chordata; Actinopteri; Labriformes; Labridae
Source: the annotation of a GenBank genome assembly
GAACUAGGACUUGGCUUUGGGCCACCAUUGGUACUGUCAUUUUGAAGGUAGGCCGCUUCAAUGUUUGAGAACUAGAACACAACAACAUGCUUGUAUUUUCUGUAUCAUAUAUUGUCAUUCUUCAUACAUAAACCUACCAAAGAAAACAGGAUUGUAAGGAUUGUACAUCCUUCAUGAAGUUGUUUGUGUCAGUCAUCUUUUCUCUUUAGCUCAGAAGGAGAUAUAUUUGCUGCUGGCAAAGACGACAAUGUCCCUGACCUGCCUUUGAAAACUCCAAGAACCCAUCUGUGCACGUGUGGACACCAUUAACCCUUGAUCACUGCUAUUAUUUAAGUUAUGUUUUAAUAUAGUUGUAGUUUGUAUUUGAUUAUACAUAACAUGGUUUUUGAAUGCGUGCGUCAAAACAAAAAAUAUUACAAUUAACUAACUAAAAAGAAAAUUGUGUGCCAGAUUACAUUAUGUUUUAAACAUCAGGGGCCAAAGAAGGAGGGCAGAAAGCCCCAGAAAAGGCCCCACAGCCAGCAGUUUGAGGCCCCAUGUUUUUAUUAAAGCCAAAUACCCCUGCAGUGGCACUAACACAUCUUAUGGGCCAGAUUCUGCUUCAUACAUACAAUAAAACAGCAGGGAGUCCACAAAUCAGUGAUGAAACAGAACAGUCAAAGAAAAGAUUUUGUCUGUAAAAACAAGUCCAAUGUCACAUCAGCUUAGAAGUCGUAAUCUCCAACAGAGCUAUCUUUCAGAGGUUUAAUAUUUUUGCUAUAAACUUUAACAUUAUACUUUAUUGUCCUGGGCUUUCAGGUUAUUGGACCUGAUUUGUAAUGCAUUAUCUCAGAUACUUGAGUGACCACUAGAGCCAAAUCCCUAAACAGCCAUUUUUGGUUUCUUCCUGAGACCAGUAAUCUUUCAUGAUAUCACUCAGGAUCAAUUGCAUUGCUGUUGUCACUCUUUCAGCCAGGGGGGCUUGUAUUGGUCAAAUGGACGCAGCCUGUUCCACCGCUUGGUUUUCCAUUUAAUGGGUUUUUAUUUUCUCAGAUUUUAUAGUAUUGCGAGAAGCAGCUGUUAUCUCAAACAUCAUUAUGUUUUUAAAAAUUUAGACAAUGAUCAAGAGUUGAGCUCCUCCUCUCAAACAUCCCCUUGUGGGGUCAUACCUACCCUUCCUGUCCCGGGUAUUAAACACUUGUCAUACAUGUCCUCUUCCUUGGUUAUCGUGGCACUAACUACUCCUCAUACCACCACGCUACAUAUAUUGCGCAACAGAGGGCGGGUCAGUUCUCCGCCUCCCUGCACGUUUCUCCGAGCAGAUCGGGCCAACCAUUCAUCUCACAUUAGCUGAAAGUGCAGCAUUCCUGUUGUAGCCCUCGGAGUGCAGCGAUGUUUUCCUGCAGAGCGGCCUGGCAGAGGUGUGGGCCUUUGGCACGGAGAGCAGCCUACAGGUUGCCCCGGGAUGGUGAGUUUCAUCAGCCAGCCAAAGAAAUAAGCAUCAAAUAUGACAAAAGCCUGAUUUUUCUCCUUGGCCCUCACUCUCUGAGCUGUAUGAGAGGUUUCUGUGAUCCAUCUGUCGCAUACUGAGUGCACGAUGUGAGCGGUGAAAGAGUACACUCUGUCCUCGUGUGAGUAUCUCUACAGAGCUGCAUCCACAGACCGGAGGCUGGACAUGGCUGCCCGGGAUGUGAAGGUCAACUUGGUAUUUUGGGAAGAUUUUCUGUUUGACUGUUGUACCUCGUUUUUAUUUAGAUUGAUGUGUGAGGAAGGGCAUUCAGGUUACACCUCGUGGAGGUAAAGGUGAAACUCUGAUUCCUGGUGGGAUUAUUUCAUAUUGAUGGUUGUGUAUGCUCUGUCCGGGUAUUUAACCGGCUGCCAGAUCUAAGCAGCAUCACACUGUUACCAUUUGGUUUCCACACUGUAGGAAUGAAUCUCAUCAGAUUAAAUCGGUGUAUCUCCAACUAAACCAUCAAUAAUCUCAUAUAAUGUGAGAUUAAGUAUCUUCUUAGUUUAAUGUGGAUCAUUUUAAAGAUUAACAGUUGACUUUAACUUUCAGACACAGUAUUUCUACAUUCCUUUGUGACCUUCACCACACCGGGGGUAAUAUGGAAACAUGGUUGCCGCCGUUGGUCACGUGGUAUGUGCAUGCGUGUGACGAUGGCUCGAUGUAUGGAGCGCAUUCCAGAGGUACGAGCCAUGUCACCUUCGCAGCUGUAGAAAACUUGCGCCACGAGCCGGUCGGUGGACGCAGCUUCUCUCCUCUGCAAUGACGUCAGUUUACUUAACGCUGAAUGACGCAAGGAAACAAAAACUGCAGCGUCAGGGGAGAAGGGUGACUGUAAAACACAGCUCUGUUGGUAUCCUUCAACGGGACUGCUGUUUUGAAGCACAAGGACUCUGAUACUCUGUAUGCAUGUGGAAUUUAAUGUGAGGUGAUUAUUUAAAGUGGGAAAACCACAUUUAUGUAACAAAAAACAUUAAUUUUGUUGACGGAUAAGUGUUAUAGCCGUUGCAUUGGUGACAGACAUGCAGCACUUGUUCUCACAGAAAAGAUAUAACUUGUAAGUCUAACUUUUGUUGAUGACAGUGCAGAUGUGUUUUGGAAAUUAUUGAUAACUGCGGCUGAUUUUUAAGAUCAGUUACUUGGUACGUCAGUAUUAACCUCUCCUGUGGGGAGUUUGAAGAGGGUGAUCAGACUGAAAGGGAUUGUCAGUUAAACAAAGAGGAGAAGGGAGAGAAUUCAACCUUUUUGGACCCUGAUUGUUUGGCAGAAGGCUGCCAACUAAUUCCUGCUUAGACCAGCUGACAUGUUUUAAAGCAAAUACCAAAAGAAGAGUACCCUGAUCAGAUCAGGAGGAACCACUUGCUUUCGUAGUAUUGGGAACAUUUCACCAUGAUUUAAUCUAUCAAAAAUCUUGGAUUUUUCCAUAAUUAUUUGAGUUUUUUCAUGAAUAAAUGCUAACAGUUGGCUCCAGUAUAAAAAUACAUCUACACACAUACAGUUUUAUUGUCAACCCUACAUGCACAUGUAAAGGACAAGAGAAGAAUUUGAAAGCACCCCUCUGUCCACAGGGGGGCCCAAAUCGACUCAAACGGAGUUUUUUCAAAGGAGCUUCAAGAUGUUUUUGUUUUACUUUUUCAGGUUUGGUUGUAUGAUUAAUAGUAAUUAACUAUAAAUAUUACUAUUAACGAUUAACAGUUUAAUAGUAAUUAUAAGAGGAUCCUGCAAGCUCAGCUGCUCUAUUGAGAAACCAAGCCAGAGAAAUCCCCAUAGAAAUUCAUGCUUAGCCUGCCAUGCACUACUCAAAAACGUAUCGACACAGACCACAAGCUCUGUGAUUGGUCUGUUUAGUGGUACAUAUUCCCAGUAUCCCCUGUCCUUCACCUCAUCAGCUGGAUGCUAUAUGACUAAUGUAGACAUACGUUAGUCUAGAUCCUGCGUGAUGCAGACUGCAGCUGUGAACCGCUGAUUUCCUUUCAUUCAAAAGGUGGGGAAGUUAUGUUGAUACCAAGUCUCCAGACAGCAGGAGCUCUCGAGGUUUAUAAAGAUGUAUUCUUGUAUUUGCGGUAAAUGCUACACCAUCACCACCACGUUGAUUUAACUUCCAGCCCUAGCUGUCUGCAGCAAUGUAUAAUUUAGCUUUUGACUGGUUAUAUGGGGGAUUUUUUUGCAAUGGUGCCCUGCUAACAAGGAUCCCCUGUGGGUAUGGCACUCAAUUUAGACCAGUUCCUCAUACAACCCUUCUUUAAAAUAGCUCCACUACAUUUUUUCCUUGCAUGCACCCUAGCUCUGUUGAGGAAGAGUAACAUGACCCCUAAGGUGUAGCAGCAUUCACACAUUCAUGGUACACAUCUAAAAUCAACAUGUUAUCAAAACCCAGUCUCCUUUUACAUCUGUCCAGGCUGUUCUCCUUUCAGGAAACACCUUUUUGGCUUCUUCUUCCUGACACAAAGCCCAAGCCAAAAAUAAAAUGUUAGCGUGACACACAGCAAGGCACUAUUGGAGCAUGUAAAGAGCUUACAUAAGGGAAAGGUCCACUCUGUGCUCAAAAUCCAGUCUGUGACAACACUAGACAUGUGCAGGACCCUGAGAUCACUCUUGUCCUCUCCUGUAGUCCACUUUAACAAGAGGAGGGUAUCACUCGCUAAUCCUGUGACCUCCUGGCCUUCGCCCUGUCCGUGGGUCAUGAAAUUUUGCCACCUUAUCCCCCCCUACUCAACAAGACUUGAUCUGAUUAGCCAGUAUAAAUAACAGGGUGGUUGGAAGUUGUGUGUGUGUAAGCCCUUGACUCUGGAUUAGUUCCUGAGAAUAUGAAGAGUGUAAUACCCUCAGCCCUGAACAUGAUGAAGCUCCAGAAACCUUAAAGAGGAACCUGAGUACUGUUGAACCUCAGCCAUAUUUUUACGUUUCAUUUUCCAACAUUGAUAGGCCUGUAUAUGAGCAGCAGGUUUCAACAAUUUUUAAAUCACUGCAAUUAAUGGCUUCAGUCGCGGCAUUGCUGUUAGGUCUAAGAAAAUGUUUUUUGUCAUUUUUACUUUUUCAAACUUUUUAAAUUUUUUUUUAUCAUUGAUAGACCGAGAUAUUUAGUCAAUGGGUCUGACAGUAUCACAGGAACACCUUGCUGCUCCUAAUAUCUGUUAAUGGGGAGGAAUAAUGUGGUGUUAGUUAGAUCACCAGUAGAUGUUGGGAUGUUGGUGGACUGUGUUCUGCCUGCUUUUGCUCUCCUCAUCGACAUGCUGAUUCAUCAGUACUACAUAGACUGGAAAGCAGAGCAGUGUAUUUUAAUUAUUUGUAAGCCAAUUUUUUAGAAAUGCAUUCCACUUCUAAUAAUUGACACUUUUUUGGUUUAUUUUCUAUUUUCAAAGGAAAAAGUGCAAACAGGUAGAGGAACAUGUUACUAGAUAAAUUAACUUCUGAUAAAUGCAGCUUACUGAAUUUCACAAAAUUAGUUAUUUAUGCCAACAUUAAAAAUUAUGUUAAGUCAGCUUGAAAGCAUCAAGUUGGUAAGUUGUAAUCAAAUCAAAACUCACUGCAGGUUUAGAUUUAAACUAAGCACUCUGCGAUCCCAUUAGCACUGAGAUGAGUAUGACAACACUGUCUCAAAUCAGUCUUUAGUGCUGUCUCAGCAUUAUGCAGCUUUUUUGGGGGAAUUUGAUGGUAACAUUGUCGUUACUUACGAGCAUGAUUACAUUUUGUGGUUAUGUAACACACGCAGAUUUAUAUGGUGCCUGCACAGCAGACAGUUUCUCUGUGUUCAAAUGAGGGGCUGCUUUAAAGAGAUUUCAGCAAACUGAUCAUAAACCCAAAUUUGAACUCUACUCCCUCUGUCUGUGUCCAUAACUACUCACAAAUUUCUGCCUUGGUUGUUAAUAUAACAGCUGAAACUGCUGACUGACCAUUAAGCUGCUGUGUUUGGCUCGAAAACCUGCUCCUCAACUUUUGUCUUUCGUUCAAAUGAAGAAAUUUUGACACUUCCACCCGUAGUUUGUUGAAGGUGCUUACUCAGAGUUUGCCUGAGGCCAUGGUCACCCUCUGACAUUGUUACAUAUAACUGUGUCGUCUGAAUAGUCAUAGUACCUUAUUGUUUCUGUAAUAUGAGCCAGUAGGAGCUUAUAGAUGUUAAACAAAAGAGGCCCUAGGAUGGACCUUUGGGAAACCCAACAAAUAAUUUUUCCUCAUCAGUUUUGAAGUAACUGUGGACACAAAAUAGUCUCUGUCCUUUUUAGAUAGGGUUUAAACCAACUGAAUGCUGUGCCAGAAAGUCCACCAGUUCUCCGGUCUGUCGAGAAGUAUUUUAAGGUCAACUGUCUGUGCUGAAAGAAGCACUGUGAUCCCGUAGCACUAAGACUGUAAUUCUACCACAGUCUGUGCUUAGGCUGAUGUCCUAAAACACCUGAACCAGAGCAUCCUCAGUGCUGUGAUCAGGUCAGAAACCAUCAAAACAGUUUUGAGUACUAACCAGGAAAUGGUGACAGCAUGAUGUGUUUCAGGUUGCCACAUGCCUUUCAAUGUAGGAUAGACGAAGAAGAAGUAGCAGCCUUGGCUAGAUAGUUGUAGCAUCCCCCUGUAAGACUGGGACAGUUAAGAAAAAAAAAAAGGACAUUCAAAGAUUUAUAUAUACUCAUCAUGUAAACAUAUAUUCUUACCUUCUUUUUAACAGUCUUCAUUCAAUUUUGUAACUUAAGAUCUACCAGCAGUUCAGUACUUAAAAAUAAAAGUGUAGUUUGACCAUGAGAUGGAUCAUGAGAUGAAUAAAACAUUAAAAUAAAAGCAUGAAAAUAGUUAGAGGUAUCUUCCUUUGAGUCAUUUCAGAUGAUUUUGAUCAAUCUUGGUGUUUGUGAACUGUGCUUUCUAUAGCAGACUUUGGUGAAUAAUGUUCAGUCCCAUAUCGUAUAGUUAGACCUGCAGUUGUUAGUGCACACUCCUUUUACUUGAACCUUUUACAGAGUGUUGAUGAGAGGUUCCAGAUUUUCUCCUGGAGUUGCAGCUUGUUUAUGUGCAUUCUUUUGGUUGUAUUGCUGAAAAAUCAGGCAAGAAGGACACAGUGUGCCAAAAUAGAAUAAAUAAGUUCUUUAUUUGAAUGGAAAAGUUAGAUAUCUGCUCUGAGAUUCUUACUUCUCUCAUUUUAGUACCUGUAAUUGCAGCUCAAACUUUACUGCAAUGUUAAAAGCUCCUGGCUGAGGUACAUGUUAAAACUAUAAGCAUAACAGGGGAAAAAAAAAUCAAAGCUGUGGAGUGUAUCACCUGGCAGGCUGCAAACAAGCACCGACAGGCACUUUUUUGGUAGUCUAAAGUCAUUGCGUUAAAUCCUGCUGUAAUGGGAGGCAUCAUGAUCCAGCUUUGUGCCUGAGGGUGCUUUCUCACCUAUCCUCCUCGCUGAUAGAGCUGCAGAGCUUCCUGCCUGUUGGAGUCUACGUGGGUAAACAUGCAGCAGAGCAGUUUGUGUAAAUACAAAGUUCGUUUGUGUUUGUUUUCCAGUCCGGCUGUGUAGAAGACAAUACAUUUCAAAGUCAACUCAAGACCAAACUUGAACUGAGGCUUUUGUUCGACAUGCUUCUUUAUCUGUAAAGUUGUUGCAUCCUCGUCUCAAAAACAUUGUAAAUUUUCUGAUAUUUUUGGUGUGACGAUACUACUAUCACUGAAUGAAUAACAAAGUCAUUCAUCCAUUUUUUUAUGGGUGUGAGAGGAGGUUGUUUUACCUUUUUGUAAAACAGUCUGAUCCAACGAGAAUGUCCUUUAAAAAUGCAGAUGGUUUAUCUUUUGAGUUACCAUCUGAAAAUGAUAAGCUGUUCGAGAAGGAUAUAACAUGUGACCUUUCACCUUUUACAGCUGUGCAGCGGCGGCAGAUGUCUUCGGUUCCUGGUGGCUCUGGAGAGAACAUAGUCUACACCCUGCUGUGUGGUGGAGCCUUUGUUGCUGCUGUGUCAUAUGUAAGUUGUGUUUUUGGUUUAUCAUACAAAAACCCUGAUAUAUCUGAUAUACACCCACCGGCCACUUUAUUAGGUACACCAUGCUAGUAACGGGUUGGACCCCCUUUUGCCUUCAGAACUGCCUCAAUUCUUUGUGGCAUAAAUUCAACAAGGUGCUGGAAGCAUUCCUCAGAGAGCUUGGUCCAUAUUGACAUGAUGGCAUCACACAGUUGCCGCAGAUUUGUCGGCUGCACAUCCAUGAUGCGAAUCUCCCGUUCCACCACAUCCCAAAGAUGCUCUAUUGGAUUGAGAUCUGGUGACUGUGGAGGCCAUUUGAGUACAGUGAACUCAUUGUCAUGUUCAAGAAACCAGUCUGAGAUGAUUCCAGCUUUAUGACAUGGCGCAUUAUCCUGCUGAAAGUAGCCAUCAGAAGUUGGGUACAUUGUGGUCAUAAAGGGAUGGACAUGGUCAGCAACAAUACUCAGGUAGGCUGUGGCGUUGCAACGAUGCUCAAUUGGUACCAAGGGGCCCAAAGAGUGCCAAGAAAAUAUUCCCCACACCAUGACACCACCACCACCAGCCUGAACCGGUGAUACAAGGCAGGAUGGAUCCAUGCUUUCAUGUUGUUGACGCCAAAUUCUGACCCUACCAUCCGAAUGUCGCAGCAGAAAUCGAGACUCAUCAGACCAGGCAACGUUUUUCCAAUCUUCUAUUGUCCAAUUUUUAUGAGCUUGUACAAAUUGUAGCCUCAGUUUCCUGUUCUUAGCUGAAAGGAGUGGCACCCGGUGUGGUCUUCUGCUGCUGUAGCCCAUCUGCCUCAAAGUUUGACGUACUGUGCGUUCAGAGAUGCUCUUCUGCCUACCUUGGUUGUAACGGGUGGUUAUUCUCCUCUGACCUCUGGCAUCAACAAGGCAUUUCCGCCCACAGAACUGCCGCUCACUGGAUAUUUUUUCUUUUUCGGACCAUUCUCUGUAAACCCUAGAGAUGGUUGUGCGUGAAAAUCCCAGUAGAUCAGCAGUUUCUGAAAUACUCAGACCAGCCCUUCUGGCACCAACAACCAUGCCACGUUCAAAGUCACUCAAAUCACCUUUCUUCCCCAUACUGAUGCUCGGUUUGAACUGCAGGAGAUUGUCUUGACCAUGUCUACAUGCCUAAAUGCACUAAGUUGCCGCCAUGUGAUUGGCUGAUUAGAAAAUAAGUGUCAACGAGCAGUUGGACAGGUGUACCUAAUAAAGUGGCCGGUGAGUGUAUAUCUCUGUCACAAGAUUUGAUUGAAGUUAUUAAAAGUUUUAAGUCUGGUGAAAAGCGAGAUGGAAAAGGAAGUGCUUGAGUUGGCGCCCAUAGACUCAGUGACACUCAGGUCUUCUGGUGGGCCAGCGGUCCCCACACUUUUCUGUCAUAACACCGUUCAAGGAUGAAAAAAUUUUACGUCUCUCCACCGAACAAAAUGUUGACCAAAGGAGCAUGUGUAACUUACUGACACACAAACAAGUUCAUUGAGAUUCAUUUCUCCUCUCUUUCAGUCAUUGACUAUGUUACAAUAUAGUGGAUCAGGCAGCACAGACCACUGAAUCCUUAAAAAAGGGACAUAAAACCUUUUUUAUUGUUCAGAGAGCAUUUCUUAUUAGUAACUUACCUCCUGCACUGUUUUUAAUUUCAGAGUUUAAAAACCAGUUUUCUUUUUUUGUUCUCAUUGUCUUGUUUUAAGGUCAUCAAGGUCUGCCUUGUAGAUUUGAGAUUUGCUCUCAGUGUUGAAAGUUCGCAAAUUUUCUGUAAUUUAAAUCUUUUCCUUGUUGGAGGAAAAAUGAAUACAUUUUAGAUUUCUUUUCCUCCCACAGGCGUACAGCACGGUCUCUUCAGACCAUGCUAGAUUCAAUGAACGUAUCGCAGAAAUCAACACCAGACCCAAGACACAGUGGGUCCCCAAACCAUGGCCACCCAAGGGUAAGUACUCACCCCAGUCUCCAUCCCUCCCCCAGAAAUUUGUACCCAUUCCAGGAUUUAUUUAAGACUUGAGCCUCUAAACCCUCUUCAUUUCACAGGUUUUAGUUGUUUUACUUGAUAUUUCGUUGCACCAGUAACUGCAGUUGUUAAACUUUGUGGUCAUCUGUAGGGAUGGGGAUCAAUAACAGGGUCCAUUUGUCAAAACCCGAAGAUCAAUCAAGUUUGAGCAAAGGAUUGUGGGAAAGUCAUAGAUUAUCCUCUUUGUAUUUUGUAUCUAAAAAAUUUCUAAACCCCCCCAACACACACACACACACACACAGAGGAUGCCAGCAUGGCCACCCAUCUCAGUCUGAUUGCUCUCUGCUGGUUGAGCGGCCGUGCUGCUGUCUCCAUCACUUACACUCACACACUCCUAUGCACACACACACACUGAGACACAAGCGCACACUGGGAGACACGCUCUUAUUCCCUGUGUCCUGCCUGUGUAUUUUUACCUCAGUCUUAGUGGUGCUAAAGUGCUCAGGUUGGAUCAGUUCAAAUCUGUUGAUAGCCAACCAGCACACAUCCUUCUGCUGUCAGACAGUUUAGAAAUGUUUUAAAUCAGGUACAAUCUGUAAUAUUGAUUUAGAAAAAAAGUGCUUUCAUCAACAGCUGUUUCAAAGAGGGCUCUGCCUCUGGGUGAGGACAUUAAAUACUCAAAUUCAGUCCAUUAAUAAAAGCACCAUGUAUUUUUGAUUUUAUUGCCAUGAAAAGGUGACUCUUGUCAGUGCUCUCUUGCUGCUGCAGCAGUAGCAGAAGCUCCAUAGACACUCCCAUUUACUAUCCUUGACAUCUGGGCUGAACUUCUGUUAUCCCUGUUUAUUUUCCUGACACAAACUGCUCCUCUGAACACAGACAUCAUCCAGCGUUAGGUCCCGUGAGAUACCAUCAGUGUGUGUGAUCUCUGAUAGUUUAUUUGGUCUCGCUCACAGACCCUUAACUGCCACGCUCUGUGGUAGAUAAAUCUGAUUGGUUUAUUUGAUCCAGUCAACCGUAGAGAAAGAGUAAACAGUGUGUUUAUCAGUGUGGUCAUAACAGCAGCAGCAGCACAGUAGCUGAUGAUGGAGGGAGAUUAAUCCCUUGUGUAAACUUUCACUGCCUGUAGACCUUUUCCAGAUGACUCAAGCACAACUCAGACUGAGGGUUUGAAAGUAUUAAAACUGAAAAAACUUAUUGUUUGUUAUUUAUUCUGUCCCUCCGAAAGCUUCUUUGCAGCUUCACAUGUUUUACAGCUCAACAAAUUCAUAACAUCAAAACCUCAAUUCCAGUGAAGUUGGGACAUUGUGUAAAACAUGAAUAAAUACACAAUACAGAGUUUUGUAAAUAUUCCAAGACAGUCUAGCUGCAGACCUCCACUAUGAAGACAUGCUCUACUGAGAGGACAUGAGGUGGUGUUUUGUAUGUAUGUAUGUAUAUUCACAAGAGACAAAAAUUAUGUACUUCCCAGUGUACUUGCUUUUAAUUUGAAAAGGCUUUGAAUCAACUUAGGAUAUAAAAAAAGUAACGUACUCUCAGUAUAUUUGCUUUUAUUUUGAAAGGCUUCAAACAACUUCUGGUCCGCUUAUUGGAGGUGGGUCCUCUCAGUGGAGGUCUGCAGCCAGACCCCUCUCAAAUAUACACUCAACAUAAUCUCCAGUUUGCACAACUGGUGGUUGUGUUUGCACAGUUGUAUUUUAAACUUCUUCAGCAGAUCUGAUGAAUAUCUUAUACAUCUUUUUAAAUGAAGCAUUAUAGUUAAAGAAGAACUUGGAGGACCUUUUAUGAUCUGUAGGUUGUUCUGAUUUUAGGGAUAUGAAGCAUUUCAAGGUAGGAAGGGAAAUGAGAUUAAUGACACACCAACAUAGAUUUGUAUUUUAUUCUGAUGGUUAUCAAACCAUCUUUGCUCUCUGUUGAUAAAAAUGAGAUGGUCUUAAACUAAAAGAGAAGUGAACAGAUUUCAGAAUAACCCAUGAAGUGUAGAGAACACUUUCUUUAUGUUCUCUCGAACACUCUUUUCAUUUGGCUGUUAUUUUUUCAACUUUCAAAGCUGGUAUUAUUGAGUUUAUAACACCUAUAAAACACAAAGUACUUCAGAUAUGCCAACAAAAAUACAUCAUAAAAAACACAAAAAAAUCCAAACAGUGAAGCAGCAAAGUCAAGCGCCCUAUGUUCCUCAAAGUGAGUGUCGGGGGGUUCAGAGCCGACCUGUAGCCCAUCAUCCCCUCUGUCUUCAUGGUUUCCUACUCUGUUCAUUGUUCUAUAUCCCUAAAAGAAAGGCAUAACGUUAUGCAUAAAAUAAAAGUUCAGAUGUGUCCCAAAACGUUUUGCUUUCUCACAUUCAUUUGACUGUAAAAGAACCCGGACAUACUAACAUGCUGGUGACACAUGGUUUCUUUUUUGCUGAAUGCUGUCUCUUCUUCAUCAGCGGAGUCUGCUAUUUUUGUUGAGUGUUGAGAUGUUUUUAAAGGAAACUGACUCUUCUGUUUUCUGUUUCUUUUUUCAGGUCAAGGCGAAGAAGAGGGUAAGUCCUGUCACCACAGUUCAUCGCACCUUCACUCAUCAUCACUGCCUGACUUAAUCUAUGAAUGCUCCUGGUUCACCUGGGUUCAAGGAAUUGAUGGCAUGAGUUUGAUUGUGCUUUUAAUAACCUUACUUCCCUCAAUCUGACAUGUCCACAGAGCGAUAAAGCGCAUACUAGACACUGUUUGUUUUUACCGCUUACAGUUCCAAGUAUAGAUGGCAAUUUGAAUACAGAUGGGGAUUUGAAAUUAUGGCAUGUAGUUUAUGAGGCCAAGAGAUUUUUAACUCAAAGUGUCGCUAACCUGCAGGAAUUAGUAAUGAGCAGCUCUGAAGAAACAUGCACUCAGACCUUUGGUCAUGUUUCAGUGAACACUCAUGACGGCCCAGCUAACAUGUAAACAUGUGAGUUAAAGUCUGCUCUUCUGUGGCUGCACAAACAUUUUUAGAAAUUUCCCCUUAAAAGGCUUUUAGAGACAUUUUGCCAUCUUUUUUUAACAGCUCAAAACCACAGACAGUCCUACACUAGAGCCUGACUUUUCUAUUUUUACCAAUUAUUGAAUUUCCCUUCAGGGUUAUUCUUCUUUAACAGACAAAAUGACAUCAGUACAAAUUGUUUUGUUGUGUGUUUAUGUGCUAACUCAAGAUCUAUACUGAUACUUACCCUUUCCUGUAAUAAUAAAGCUCUGCAAUUAUUAUUGUGUUUCACUUUUACAAAAUGCUGAAGUUAAUUUCAUCAUAAUGACAUUAAGCUUUGUCCAGCAGAGGGUGCAUUAACCUCAAGUUUCCAACCCCUACAAUACUUUCUCAAUAAAGUCAGUUGCUUCACAAUGUAUUCUCUUAAAAGGUCUUAAAGUUAUCUAAUUAUUAUUUAGAAAACAUUUAUACAAGCACCCCUUGCAGAGUCAUAACUGAGCAUUCUUAUUAUUUGAGGAUCAACUAAAUUGAAUUUCCCUUAAAGGAUAAAUAAAGUUCUUAUCUUAUCUUAAAGCUAGUCUGAACUGACUUAUUUCUAAGUUGAUGUGGUGUGAGGGUUGAGUGUAAAAAAAGUUGCACAGCUCACCGGGAAUGAAAGUUUGAGCGCGUUCAGUGAACCUCGUUCAUUUUAACACAAAUCAAAAAACAGGCACACUGUGUUGUUAAGAGAUGCCAGCUGUUAUCUGUGGUUGUUUCCAUACAGGUAGUAGAGUAAUAUAUAAUUGUGGCAGUAGACUAAUCCUUACUUCAGCUACAGCCCCAACUAGUGGCAACUGGCUGCAUUACACCUUAAGUACAUUAUACAGUUGCCAAUACAAUAAAAAAUAAAUGUGUUUAUAAUAAAUAAUGAUUUGUUUAACCAACCAGUCAUUCUGGUAUCCUCACACCACGCUCACACGGCUAUGUAGAACAGAUACAUGAUCUCAGCACAUUAAAAAUUGUAGCCCAUGUUCAAUCUGUUUAUUCUGUAAAGGUCACAUUUCUGUCAGGCUCUAGUUUGGUAAACCUAAACUUAGACUCUGUCCUCACUUUUUAUACACCCUAACCCUGGAGUAACUUUGGUAAGAAAGACAGAAAAAAUACAAAUUGAACACACAUAAAAAGUAUGGCUGUUUGCCUUUUAAAUGUUAAAUCAUGAAGGUUUUAUAUACCAUCAUGUUGCCUCAUCAUUAGUUUCAGCAGCUGAGCUUUGGCUUGAUUUAAAUUUUCAGAGUUUAACUGUAGCUAAAGUCUCUGUAUUUAGAGAUCUGGUCUGCAGGAUUGCUAGUUUGAACUUUGUGUGUGUAGGUUAAUCCUCAUGGAGCACGGUUGUGCUUGGCCAAUCAAAUCAGUCCUCCUGUGUGAACUCAGUCUGACCUCUCCUGAUUUCACCCUAUUAGAAAAUGAGUCCCUCCUUUUGAUAUGACUCCCCUCCUCUCUCUCCCUCACUCUUCACUGUUUUUUAUUCUCUGGUGUUGGCUCAGAUUGGACAGUCCUUUUGAGGAGUCUGCUUUUCUUCUAUACCAGAUUAGACAAAUUGGUGUCCCUGUUUGUGACUCCCCUUCUUCUCACAGAGGCAGCCCAUGUCCAUUUCUCACCAAUCCAGAUGUACGACCUCUGUGGGAAAAGUUGUAAUGACAUUGUUGUGUGAAUUUGACUUUGCUCUUUUGUAAAGGCUAAAUUUCUUCUUCCCCGUUCUCUAACUCUUUGUGUCUUUACUCUUUCAGUGUAAUGCUAAAGCUAAGGUCCUCUGUGGCCGCUUGGAUAUUCGUCCCUAGAACUGGACUCUUUGGAUCUGAACCCCCUCUCUCCUCCUCCUUUCCUCCUCUCCUGUACUGCUAAGAACGAAAACGAUUCACCUAAAACCUCGGGACAGUUCUGUGAAGGAUGCUCAGUCUUUGCUGCUGUCGUCGGUCUCUUUUUCUCUUGGUGCUAAAUGCUAACAUGUAACUGUGAUGAAGAUAACUGGACUUAACGAAAUAUCAUCAAACAAACACCUUCAGAUUUUACUUUCUGCCCAUGGACUGCAUCAUUGUUUGUUGUUCAAAAGAACAGUUUCUGUGGGCCUUUGCCACAUGGUCAACUUCACUGUCGAGCGUCCAUUAACACAUUAAUGCUGCACUAUUGUGAGUGAUAACGAAAUCACCAAUUUACCAUAUUUACACAGCAGCCAUUUUCCUCUGAUGUGGUGCUGAAGCUCUAGGGUUUUAAGUGUGUCCAGAUGUGUCCCCCGAUCAACGAAUUUGAACAUUUGAAACACAAGAUUCAUUGGCGAGGAAACUCACGAGUGGUGCACAAAUAGGAUUAGGGUUAGGGCUUCUGAGCAGAUGCCAGUAACCAAUAAAAGCUUGCACCUGAUGGCCAAAGAUUUCAAUUUCAUCAUGUUUAAGUCUUCUUCCAGACUCUGGGCCGUCAAACUUGGCAGACUCGCUGGACUAAUGUCAGAGGUCCAUGUGUUUAUGGUCAAACGUACACCAGUCAUUAGUCUGACUGAAACUGGACUUUUUUAAAUACAUCUAAACAUGUCAGUGCGACUGAAAUCACACUAAAUCACCUUCUCAUAAUUGGACUAAAAUACCAGGGUCAAGUGGUUCAGGAUCAGUUUUCUCCUCCAUCUGGAAGACUGAAGCGUUCUGUGCUCCAGAGUUUGAACCAGAAGUUGAGCAGUAUGAAUUUGUUCAAAGGAAGUCUGGUAGAAAACAGAACCUCGACAGAGGAUAAUGGCAGAAGGCAGAAUGAAGGACAAAGUUGUCUUAUCGUACAUACAAAGGCCACAGAGCUGUAAAGUUUGUCUUCAUUGUUGGACAUAGAACUCUUGUGAUAGGUCGACUGGGAGGAGGCCUAAUAGUGACAAGAUGAAAGAUUUUUUGUCACUAACCGUAGCAGAGAUGAACAAACUUGUGUUGAUUCUAGGAAGAGAAACCUCGCUCAUCAAGUGUUGGACAUUGCCUGAUGUUUUCAUCACUUCUGUAGCUUUGGGUCGUCUCCUAACAACUCUUCAGCUCUUAAAUUGGCCAUUUCUUUCGGUGCUAAUGCUAGCUGCAGCUAUUGCUGCUGCUUAUUCUUUCAAUACGUCUUCAUUGUAAUGUCAAUUUUUCAGGUGAGUUUUAAGACUUUUGUGGAUUAAAACUCAAGGACUUUCCCUCUCCUCUCUGAAUACUUGUGGUACAGUGUUUUUAAACUGUGAAAUUAAGAAAAUGAAAACCUUUUAUUUGUUUUUAUCCCAUAAAUUUUAUUCUCAGAACAAUAACAAUAUAACUUGAUUGUGCGAAGAGCCCAUCAGCCUGAUGUAUGAUUUCACUUCUCUGUAAUACUUUUUCCUGUAAUAACUUUUACAGAACUUGUAGACAUUGAGACUUUGUCAACGAUGAAGUCUCCCCCUGCUGGCUGUUAGGAAGAAUGCGGGCUAAAGCCUUCACUUAUAUAACAGGUGAAAGUGGCGCAUAUAGAUUAAUCAGGUGGUCAACAGCAUGAGUGUAAUGUAGUCAGCCUCAAGGUUAUUCCAUUUACAUUCAUUAGCUUGCGCAUUGGCUGAUGAAGUUAGUAAACACCAUAAUUAGUUAUAAGAUAAACUACAAGAUUAGUCGUAGAUUAGCAGAUAACAUGGCUGACUGCCAACAGCAUUAAUCCUGAUCCUGAAUCCCACAGCUCGGCGAUUUACAGGACUGUGUGACCUAAGUCUGAAGGAGGAAAAAACUUCAAAUAAAAUUCUGGUUCUGUGGGCUCUUAAAAUGCAUGUGUGUAUGAAUAAAUGUAGCCCCAAUUCUCAAAAAUGUUAUCUGAAUGAGGCUUUCCAUUCUAGCCCAAAUUAGUCAUGAAGUUCCAGCAGCAAGAAAACUUCCUUCAACAGGCAGAUACCUGGAGCAGAACCAGACUCAUGUUAGACAGUCAUCUGCUGCUACUGUACAAGUAAUCAAGGUUUAAGACUGUGAAAAGGUCAAAUGAAAUAACAGUUUAUUCCCUUAUGAGCCACUCUCUCCCCUACAGCUUGACCAUUGGGGUACCUACAUUCUUUAAAAGAGGAACUAGAACUCAAUCAGUUUCUUGUUUCUCUCGUGUUAAUGUGAAAUCUUUUUAAAUGAUACCGUACAAUCUGUAGACCUGCCCUGAUUGUAAUGUUGUGAUUUGGUGCCAUAGAAACAAAUCAAAUCUAAAAUACUGUGAAAGAAACCUUUCAAUGUGAACAAGGGAGAAUUACACCUAAACUCAACUGAGGCAGAGUGCGAGCUAAAGUGUUAGCAUUGAGCUAAAUACCAUCACAUGCUGUUAUCACUCCAAAUAGUUGGCGCUCGCUCGGAGGUGAAGCUGACCAUAAGGCUACGUUCCCACUGCUCCUUUUCCUUUUUUCGGUUGAUGGUAAAUGUGAAACAAAUGGUGGAAAAUCUCUUGGUUAAAGAUUAAAGACGCACAAUCUUGGCGGGCUGUCUCAGUGUCUGUGUUUCUGUCAGACUCCUCUCAGCUCCAGAUUACUCAUAGCUUGUAAAUUUGAUGGUAAGAAUCAAGAUUCAACUUCACCCUCUCUUCCUGCACUUCUCUCCCUCCCCUCCUCCUCUCCCUUGUGCCUGUGUUGUGCUGCUCCCUGUCUUUAAGUUUGCAUGCAGUUUGUGUAUUAAACAUGUCCCCUCUGGGGUUUCACAUCAUUUAUUCACAGAGGCAACGGUAAGGCUUGGAGUGGCAUGUUAGGAAGUUGUACUUCUGGAUCGACCUGCUGGAAAAAUGAAGAGCUGUUAGUAACUGUGUUUCCAUCCAACUCUCAAACUGUUCAUGAUACACACUUUAGUCUGAGGCACCAAUGAAAGGAUACCAGCGACUGUAAAAAAUCUAAGUCUGAUUCAGCGAGUCAGAAACCACAAACAAGACAUUCGGCAGCAUCUCUCUAUCAUCUCUACCAUCUUCAGGUUGCAGUUUUCUCAAAAAUCUCUGAAAUGCACCAAAGCUUAAUAUUUCUCUGAAUAAUCCACGAACCUAUGAACAUUAUUUUAGUGUUCGGGCUGGACCAGAAUUUUGUCAGUCAAAUCAAAAUGUUCAUUAAACUGGAGUUUUUCAUCAAUGAUUCAGAUAUAAUAAGUUAUAUUUCCAAGCUUAUAACUGUCAUUUUAACUAUGUAUGGGAGUGAAUUGCAUUAAACAAAAAAAAAAAAGCUCUGUAUUUCAGAGUAAUAUUUUUCUGGUCUGUUCUUUGGACUAAUUUUUACGGAAGCGUGGUGCUGCCACAUCGAGAGAAAAAAAAUGGGGGCUCAUUAUCACGUAAUUACGUGAAAAGUUUAUUGUUAUAACAAUAUCGUUUCACGUUAUAACGUAAAAAUAUCACGUUAUUUCAUGAUAUGAAGUUUUCAUGUUAUAAUGUCAAAGUAUCGCGUUAUUUCAAGAUAUAUUUUCACGUUAUAACGUUAUAUCACGUUAAAAAGGUGAAAAUUAUUAAUUAUUAUUAAUCACAGAACAUUAGCCUGAAUCUCUAUUGUAAGUUUUAUUUAGGAAAAAUAAAUCAUCUCUCUCUCUGAUAAAAAAUCUUGGAUGGAAACUCAGCUACUGUGAACAUUUCAACCAGCUGUAAUAUUCUGCUUUUGAAGCGUUUUAUUUUGCCUGAUAGUUUCUUCCUACAUGUAGUGUUUCAAACCGAUUGUGUCUGUCAAAAACACACAGUUGUGUCAUCUGUCCUAAAUAUUGUGUGGAUGGCUGGCUUCAGUGGAGUGACUGUGAAGACUGCUUGCUGUGAAAUAGCUUUAUAAGUCAGAAAGAAACGAUUACUUUGGCCAAUGUUCUUCUUCUGGUUCUUGUGUUUCAGGUGAAGAGGAGGCAGAGGAAGAAGCUGCAGCUGAAGAGGACGGUGGAGAGGCUGAGGCUGGCGAAGAGGAGGUGGCUGCAGCUGCUGAUGGGGAAGAAGAGGCAGAGACCGUAGCGGAGGCGGCUGAGGAGACCGUAGCGGAGGCGGCUGAGGAGACCGUAGCUGAGGAGGUCGUAGCGGAGGCGGCUGAGGAGGUCGUAGCUGAGGCUGCUGAGGUGGUUGCAGAGGUUGCUGAGGUGGUUGCUGAGGUUGCAGAGGACGUUGCAGAGGCUGCCCAGGAAGUGGAGACAAUAGCAGAAGAAGUUGCUGAAGUGGCCAAAGCUGUCGAGGAGGCUGCCGAGGCUAUCGCAGAACCAGAAGCAGCUGCAGAACCAGCCGCAGAACCAGCCGCAGAGGAGCCCGAAAGCAACGGUACGACUUCUUCACCUGAGGACGAGGCCUCUGAAGCCUGAGGUUUCACACUCACUGCAGGGAGCACACACACUCUGCUAACGCUAAACCACUUAAACUCACAAUCUGCAGGUCUUUUCCCUUCUUCACAACACUGGCAACAAUUAAACCCACAACUUACAGUCACUACAACCACUAGCUGCUUCUCCUCAGGGUUCACCUCUUGUUUAUCAUCCUGUGUGUCUUCCCAGAGCUGUAUAUUUUCUCUUAUUUAUUGGAGUGGGAAUUAUUUGCGUAAUGAUGGUGUGAGACUUUUCUGGUGUGCACAAUCUCUCUGUGUAUGAUGUGUAUAUUUGUUCAGGUUAUCAUGAGGCCCAGAGAAGUUAAAAACCCAGCAGCUUCUUCACACCACAGUGAGACAUUUCCAAAGUGGCAGUGAGGUCGUUAUUGGACGCUCAUAUGCAGUUAUGGGUGAAAUAAAUGUGAUCACACUGUUUUAUAUAAAUAUUCCACAUGCAGAUGGGCCUUGAUCAGUUCGCUCAUGAUCUAAAAACCUGCUCACCCCCUUGUUAAAGUACUACAAGAUUUGUUCUAUCAAGUUAAAUCGACCACACAUUCAUAGACCGCUACUAAAUGACAUUGGACCCUUUUUCUUUUUUUUUUGAAGCCCAUAAUGCUACUUUUCAAUUUGUAUUCCUUUCAUAGAGGCCUCUGUAAUGUUGUACUGCUUAGCUAGUAAGCAGAGCAGGUUGAUUCUGUUGAUUUCUCCAGUAAGACGAGAUGGCUCUGAGUAUGUGUACAAACCCUGUGACUGCUGCCGUGUGUUAUUUUUCUUGAUUUUAAGUAAUGUAAAACUGUCAGAGAAAUCAUCGUCAGAAACUGUCAGAGAAAUAAUUCAGUAAUGAUUUAAAAUCGUUUGUGAUCAUAAUUUUAUUUUGCUUAUAACUGGAAAAUGAGCACUGUGAACAAUUUACAAUUAAUCCAUUGAGCCAGAGAAUAAAGAUUUUAUCAAACUGGAAAGGUUUACUGCAGUCUUUGUCUGAUUUGGUCUUUCUACCCUAAGUUGUAUUUUAAUUUCAAAUUGUUGCUACUGAUACAAGUUUAACAGUCACACACUAUCUUCCUUAACAUACUAACACUCUAGCUUGGCUUUAUGAAAUAUAAUAUUUGAUGUUUUAAUGGGAAAGACACAAGCCCGCUCUUUUUUAUUACAAUGAAGUUGUAAUAGUUUCAGACUUUUGUGUUUGCAUGCUGUUAGGCACGACAGCUGUUAGAGCAGAGCAUGGAUUUUAAUCACAAUUAUGGCUCCCCACGUUCAUAAAAACAUGAUCAUCAAGACUGUUUGAGACAAUUAUUGUGCCGCUUGCUGUGUCAGUCGUUUUGUCCUGGACUAUAACUGACACAACCCUAUAUGUCCUCCCCUCAAACAGCUCUCGCUUUAAUGUCAUUGUUAUGAGCUCAGAUUAGCGUAAAACAAAGUUAGCAAGGAAAUCAUAGGUUUGAUUAUGGAGACAGGUGGAGAGAGGAGAGCAGGGAGAGGAGCAGCAGGAGAGAGAAGAGAGUAGAGCGAGGAGCAGCAAGAGGAGGGAGGGGAAAACAGGGAGAGGAGUGGGAGGAGGGAGAGGAAGGAAGAGUGCAGGGAGAGGGAGGAGCAGACAGAGGCUGUAGCAAUCCCAAGUGUUAUAGACAAGCUACCUUUCACCGAGCUUAACAGCGUUACUGGUCCAUAUCAUGAUAAUAUGUAAGCCUGUAAGUCUUGAUUUGAUAGAGUUGCAGUUUUGAAAAGGCUGAAUGAUCUGUUAGAUCUGCAGCCUGUGGUAAAUGUAUUUGGUGGAAGUAGUUUAAAAUCCUUCAAUUGUUAGCUUAAAAACCUUAAAUCUACUACAAAUAAAACCUGCCAUUUAGUUCAGUGACUAUUCUCAUCGGAAUUCAGUUGGAGCUCUUAAAGUGAAGAUUUGAAGUAUGGUUCAUUUCUGUUUUAAUACUGUUUCCUGAAGUUACAUCAGACAGUUAGAUGGACAUUCAUGCUUUGCUAAACUAAAAGAUCAAUAGUUUAAUUUCACUUAAUGUGUGUUUUCAUUUUGCAAGAGCUCAGGGUGUUUGAGUUUUGAAGAGUUUCAUAAAUGUUUGUGAAGCAGAUGUCAUAAUGUGAAUAAUUGUUUGAUAAUCAUGAUCUCUUUCAGUAAAAAUACUCAGGAUUUUCAUUUUUCCAUAAUUGAGCAGCCUCUGCAACUUAUUGUUGAACUACGUGGUUGAUAUCUUAGUUGUGUAUAGGUACACAUAUUUUUACUGAACCGAGUCAGUGCAGUUACUUAGCAAAUCAACUCCAAACAUGCAGAGUUUGUAUUGUUCUUAACCUCUGAUCAGUUUUGCGUCUGUUUGCUUUGCCCCUCCUGCUCCUCUUUAUAACAGAGAGUGCUGUUGUCGUUUAAGUCUAGAAUUAUUCAUCUAAAGAGAAAAACAAUUUAUCAAGCCUUAGAGGAGCAGGAAAGAGGAAUGAGCCGCGAUUUCAUAUAAGGUGAUUAGUUUGGUAUAGAUACCCCUCUGAAGUUAAGAAUGUACCGAACCAAGACAUCAAAAACGAAAACCACACCACAACAUUUUAUUAGUGAUUGUCUGUGUCUUGUCAGUGGCAGUCUUUGAUGAUUUCCGUGUUAAGUUUGGGGUCGUCAACUUUUUCUGUGUUAAGUCUGUAAUUCUCGGUUUUUAGAUGGUUUUUGUAUCAAGUGAAGACUUUUUCUUCUCUUAUGUCCUAGAACUCUCACAUGAUGUAGCUCCUCCUGGUUUGUUGUAUUUGAGUUGUUAAAGAUCAUUAGUCUCCGCACUACUCAGUUAGUUUUAGAGGUAAGGUGUUCAGUGUUGAUAUUCUUGAUGGUGCAUCAGAAGUGACGAAUCUUCACCUUAUUGUUAAGGCUGGUUGUUUGUUUCACCGUACUAACAGAUCAGAUGAAGCAUCCUUUGUUCUUUUUUGAAGGUCUACUUUAGUAUUUUAGCACCAAUUACAGUAGUUUACAGUUGCAAAACUACAUAAAAAUCUGUUUUGAGUUCAAACCAGGUUCAAGCCAGCAUAUAAUUUUGCAGUUUACUCAGGGGGUUGGUGUCAGUCAAGGAGAUCUUGGCAUUGAGCUAAAUAGAGCCUGACUGGGCGGGCAGGUCAUCAAACUGGGCACUGAUCAACCUUAAGUAGCUUUGGUGGCUGUAAAGUAAAUCCAGACACUGGAGAAAUUAUCUAAGCUGUGUGCGUGUAAUCUGAUGCUCAGACAGUAUUUGGCUUUGUGGCAAAUCUAGGAGGGAAAAUGUUUGCAGGUUGUAUCUCAUUAAUUCAAACAAGAUCACAAAGUCAAACCAGUGCAAGUAACACAAAGCUGUCUUUGCCUUGCUUUUGGUCAGCCUAGAGACUCUGUUUUCCUGUCUUGAUCAGAGCCUAAAUUAAGCUGUUGUAUUGGCUGAAUCUACCUUGUACAAAUAUAGUUUUAAAAAAUGUUGCGUAGACUAAAAUGAUGUAAAAAAAUCCAAGGUCAACCAUAAGAGAAGGCCGAAGAGUUUUAUUCCAGCUACUAAAUAUUCGCACCAUUACACAUUGUGUCUUAUUCUGCACGUUUGAGUUUUCUUUGUACACAAGAAAAUACUCUUUGUUACACUGGUGUCCAGAUGUCUUUCUCGUAAAACUGUUGUUUCUCUUCUCUUUCUUCUAUCACUGGGUCUUUGCAUGAAGUCACAAUCCACUCAGUUCUCUCCUUGGCACUAAGUUCUCUGUUCUUCUAUAGGGUCUCACAAUUGCCCAUCAUAUUACCUUGUCCAACCAAAUUGAGUAGUGAAGUUCAAUGAGGAGAAAUAAAGAUGGAGCAUAAGUGAUGUUUGGAUGGCUGGAUUUUGUGUUGCAGUGCUGCUGGCAGCUGCCCCUUCUGUAGAGGUAACGAAGAUAGCCGAAGCACAGGAAGAGUUAGCGCCGGCUGUUGAGGAAGGAUCAUCUGCCCCAGUUGAGAUUGCACCAGUGACUGAAGAGGCACCAGUGACUGAAGAGGCACCAGUGACUGAAGAGGCACCCGCACCAGUGACUGAAGAGGUUCCUGCAGCAGUGGAGGUUGCACCAGUGGCUGAGGAGACACCAGCUCCAGUGGAGGUUGCACCAGUGGCUGAGGAAACACCAGCUCCUGUGGAGGUUGCACCAGUGGCUGAGGAAACGCCAGCUCCAGUGGAGGUUGCACCAGUGACUGAAGAAGCCCCAGCCCCACUGGAGGUUGCACCAGUGGUAGAAGAAACUCCUGCGCCAGUAGAAGUUGCACCAGUGGUAGAGGAAACUCCUGCGCCAGUAGAAGUUGCACCAGUGGUAGAGGAAACUCCUGCGCCAGUAGAAGUUGCACCAGUGGUAGAGGAAACUCCUGCGCCAGUAGAAGUUGCACCAGUGGUAGAGGAAACUCCUGCGCCAGUAGAAGUUGCACCAGUGGUAGAAGAAACUCCUGCACCAGUUGUAGAAGUUACCUCAGCAGCUGAAGAGGUUUCUGCUUCUGUGGUUGAAGCAAUGACAACAGCUGAGGUAGCCUCAGUUGAAGAGACCCCUGCACCUCUUGCACCCGAGGCAUCAACAGUAGUAGAACCUGCUGUAACCCCUGCUGCGGAAGCAGCCACUGCUGUGGUGGAAGAGGCAGUUCCAGCCCCUGUGGAGGCUGAGGCAGAACCUCAGAAGCGGGAGUACAUCGUUGUGGUACUGGAAGGUGCACCUAAAACUGAAAAUCGGCCCAAGGUGCUGGGAGUCGGGGCCAAUACUGGUAGAAUCAUCCCAGCUCCAGAUGAAGACGAUGCCCCUUCUUCUCAGGUAUCAAACCAUUAACCUUUUUAGAAUAAUUCAGAUGAUUUCAGGAACAGUGUUUGUUUUGAGCAUAUUUCUUAAAUUAAUUGCCUUUUUAUUUCAAUAGGAUAGAGCCUGACUGAUAUGUCAUAUUUGAAACAGAAUUGUUUUUUUAAACAGGCAAUAAUAUCAGCAGUUCUUGAUAUCCUGGCCAACAAAAUAAAUAUUUUAUGUUAGUUGAGGCAGAAAUUUUUCAAUGCAUAAAUUUAAGGGCCUGCCUUAUAUUACUUUUCACCAAUAUCAGUAUUUGAUGGAAUGUUGACCAUACACUGACUGAUACUGAAGAAUGUUUGAGCUGCAACAAAACUUCAUUCUUUCUUUGAGCACUCACCACUGACUACGCUUUGUAACAACACUGUGUAUUACUCAAGGCUGCUUUCUUGAUCAAAUAACUUAAUCAUAAGUAAAUUUAAUGUCAUUGUUCAUUGUCAGUUUAUUCUAUUCGGCUGUGCUGCGAGUGCAGACCGUGCCAAGAGUAAUAUACAUUUAGGAGCCUGAACACCCUCUGCUGGACAAAGUAUGUGACUACUCCGUUUUUAAAAUCUGCCCAAGCAAUAAACAGUAUUUGCUCUUUGCUAUGAUGUUCACUGAGAUCCCAGAAGUACAAUCCUCUGGCAGCAGUGAGAUGGGAGAACACAUUUUAAACAGACAGAAAACUCAAGCAGAGCUAGAAUAUUUGCUAAACAGUAUCAGUCAGGCUCUAUAGGGGACAAUAUUUUGAGAGGAUGACAAGAAAAGCCAGGCAGGUUUUAAAGUUUAAACCUCUGCUUGUCCAAAUCCAUAUGGGCUUUUUCAAGUCUAACCUUAACUUUAAACUCUGCUAUUCAGGGUAAGCGGCGUCUUCUUAGGAUUCAAAUGCAGUAGUUCCAAGUAAGGUACUGAGCCAUUUUUUAUUACUACACUGGCUGCACAGUAGGCUUUAAACAAAAGCUAAAUAUCACACCUAUAUAUUGUUAAACUCUGGUUUAAAUACUACGGAGAAGAAGUGUUGAGAUGUUUGAAUUAAAACGGAAACAUUUUUUAGUAUAAUUGACUUUUAUAUUUCUCUCUUCUGUCACAGUAAACAGCUCCAGAAUGAAGACUUUCUGUCCUGCAGAAGAAGAGGACGUGCCUUUCUCCCAACCCUUUCCCUUCCUUCUCUUACCUGUAAAAACACAACAGGCUAAGAUGUCGAUCCACUUUGAAAAUACACAUAACUUACUGUGUUUAGAUCAACUCCAUCCUCACUCUGUAGUGGCUGUGAUACGGCCCCAUUACUGUGACACUCCACUCUGACUCCGACAUCUUGACUUUACAGUAAACAGAUCCUUUUAUAGCUGUUACAAUGUCACUUUUCCUACCUGUUUGCUGCUGAGGACAAAACUGAGCCACCUGUGCUGUCACCUCCAUCUCUUUUAGUGUUUAAAAUCCUGAAUAAAGACAUUACUUAUUCUCCAGUCACUGCCCUGCCACAUGUGAUGAACCUCUGGUGUCCUCUCUGGAAACAAAGGGGAGUUUCUCUAUCACCAGCAAUCUUUACAGUACCCGACCUCAGGUUUCUUCUUUUUCUGAUUCUCUUUAAACAUCUGGAAACACUCUCUGUACAUUAUUUAUGCAGAAACACUUAAAGCUCACUGGUUCAUACUGUAGCUGUGUUGCUACCUCAGUUUUCCUCAUGAUUUCAGUCUAAAAUGACUCGACAGACCUCUACAAACGACUCACUUCAAUAUACACGUUGUUGAAUUUCAUAAACUUGUAAAUCAUCAGGGAAACAACUUCUCCUGCAAAACUCAAAAAAGGCAGGAAUUUAUUUUCUCUUUAUUUUGCAACACUUUCAAACACAGAGUUGAUAUAGAAAAUGCUGGGAGAAUGCCUCUGCACUGACCUCAGUGUUUGAAACUAUGACAGAGGUGGUUAAAGUACAAAAAGGGAGAGUUUCCUGAAUUUUUCAUUUUCAGCGUAAGAUCAAAUGUUGAAAAAAGUUGUUUACACAGUGGACUAAGUUGAUCAUCUGGUGUAAGUACCAGGCAAAAGUGAAACAGAGGAAGAGUUAAAAAGUCCAAAAUGAAGCCCAAAAGUGGAGAGAAGAGGCCAGAUUUCAGUAAAAGCAGAGUUCUUUGACAUUUUGACUUUCCUCUCAACAUUUUGUUCUUGUGUCCAGAAAAUAAAUCAUGCAGAGGGGACGAUUUUGUCAAUUUUGCAUUCCUUUGCCUCUUACUUCUGCAAAGAAAUUUAACUUAAUCUUCAAAUAGUAGCUUCUCUUAAUCUUAAUCUUUGGCUUGUUUUGAGGUUGCUUGAAAACACCAACACUGUCAAAAAGAGCUGUGCAGCAGGUGUUUUCACCCUGAUAUUCAGAGUUUGGUUACCUUUUACAGGUGAGACUGACUUUACAUUCUCUGGACAAUCUAAUGAGCACAGUUAAUGUACAAAAUACUGGGAUAUUCAGUUACUCAACAUGAACUCAACAUGGUCAGAGUUGUAAAAUCCUUCUGUAAGCAUAUUUCCUCCUCUGUCGUUGCUCUAGAUUCAGAAAAGAAGUUGUGCUCUGUGUUCUUUCUGUUUAAAAUUGUACAUUUCAGUAUCACAUGUCUGAUGAUGGUUGGAUAUGCAGCAUCACUUUCUUUCAGUCUUUUUUCUUUCCUUACAAAUAGCUUCUUAUGUUUUCGCUCUAGCAGUCACAUCAGUGUAGAUGUAUAAUUUAAAGGUUUGCAGCAAGUACAUGGAUAUUCUGGUGUGACAUGAAAUGUGUUUUUGGAAGUGUUGAAGUUUGUCUGAAGGAAAGUCUGCCAUGUGAAAUGCUUUAAAGGUUCUGUAGCUGUCCUCUGUCUCUCUCCUCCUCUGCUCCUCUUUCAGGUUUCCUCUGCUCUACAUCGUAUUUUCUGUCUUUGUUAGCUUGGCGUACGCUUUCUGGGAAUAGACCUGAGCUCACAGAGGGACACGAGUGUUGGAAUGUAUUUUAAAAAUGGGAAUUAGAUUUAGGAAAUGACACUCUGUUUCUCCUUUGUGCUUGCAUGCAGGUUUCUGUAAAAGGAUGUGAGUGAAUGCCUUUGACUUGGCAGAAACUGACUGUUUCAAACAUUUCUGCAUUUCCUGUUUUUGCAAAUUAAAGAGGGAUUCAAUGUGAUUAACCUCUUGUAUUUAUUGUGUUAGUUUGUGCUAAAACUAACACUAUACCAAAAAAGCAAUAAGAAUCACAUCUUUCAUACCUGUGAGGACAUUAGGGGGCCACCUUAAUGCUUAUAUGGAGGUAAGCAUGAAGAAAUCUAAUAAGAUAGGAUGUUAUGAAAUGCCUGAUAUAAGGAUAAACGUAUUUACAGUUUAAGACCAUAUACAGUUAAGUAGAAAUCCGAUUUAAAAAAUAGUGUGUGAAAAAGAUUUGUAGAAUCAUGCAUGCUGUAAAAUGAUGAUUGUAAUAGUUAUUUAAGGGAUAAUAAAAGUAAGCCAGUGGUCACUUGGGAUAGAAUCCAAGAGGUCAACAAGACCUCUGUAACAAACAAGAUACAGCAGGUUAACUUUGAGAAGUAAUCUGAGUGGUGGUUUCAUUGGCCACAAUUUAUUGCUGUUUCAGAACAAAAUUUUUAAUGUGAGAGUAUUCUUCCUAUCCCACUUGUGAGUCAAAUUAACCCUAAACUGAACCUUUCUCUUCUUGAUGCGUGUUUAAGUCUUAAUAAUAGUCCUCUUGACUGUUCUUACAUUGAAUUUAACACUUUGAUUCUUGUUAAUGUCUAAAAAUGAGCAUUUUUCUGUCGAAACUUUUUCACAAAUGCAGAAAAAAACAGCACAAUACGUUCUCAGAGAAUUAUUGUCAGAACCAAGUGAUUUAAAAAGAAAAACUUCUGAAAAAUUUGAAGUUGGACUCAGCAAAGUAAGCAGACAAAUCUAAUGAAAUUAAAUUAACUUUGGAGUAGACUGAAGGUUGACUGCAUACAACAUCAAGUCCUUCUUUCAUUGAAGGUAAGAAUAGCUCCAUUACAUUGUCUUUAUGUCUUUAUUAGUGGCUCACUUUUGUAUGGAAGCGAUUGUGACUCAUAUCUCAAAUUCAAAAGCAUUAGCAGAAAUGCUUUUUCAUUUCAGUCAUGGCUGCACUGACUCAAAAAUAAAAAGCAAUAUUCCAAAAUGCAAUUUCAUUUUCUUCUUCAAGACUGCUCAUUUUGUGACUAAAUUAAAAAGCAAAAGCAAAUCAUAUUUAACAUUUAAUUUUCAAAACAUUCACCAGCAAAAAGGUAACAAAAAUCAAUUUGAAAUGUCAAAUUCGAAAAUUCAAAAUCAUUAGCAGAAAUGCUUUUUCAUUUCAGAGUCAUGGCUGCUGGGCUGCACUAUUUGACUCAAAAAUAAAAAUAAAAAUCAAUAUUCCAAAAUGCAUUUUCAUUUUCUUCUUCAAGACUGCUCAUUUUGUGACUGAAUUAAAAAGCAAAAGCAAACUCAGGAAUGCCUUUUCGUUUUUCGUUCGCCCCGCAAAAAGUGUCUCAUAAUUCAAUCUGAUUCGCAAUCUCAAGUGGCGCAGGAAAAUGACGUCACCGACCCCACUCGUUCUGGCCCCUUCUGGCCGAUAGGGGGCAGUGAAUCCGUGUAUCAUUCGUUCAAGUGAUAUUCAAUGUAAUUAACACAGCCAGUACGCCUCGCUUGUUGGUUGUUUUCAAUGUUUAAUAAUAAAUCUGCACCGCAAAGCAUUUUUGUAUUAACUCUUGUAUUCAAAUUGGCGCCCCCCUGCUGCUGUAGGCGCCCCUGCUUGCUGCGUAGGUGCUGCACAAAGGCUGGACGGGGUCUCGUCCGGGGAGUAAUUUCGUCUAGAACCGCCACUGCUGUCUCGUUUGCAAACAUCUGUUUUGUAUUUUCGUCCAUGGAGUUUAGCGGAGAUUGUAACUUUUAUAACCUUUUUUUAGUGGUUCAGAACUCUGUCACUCACAGCAGUCCUGCUCAGAUAUUAGUUUGAUUGGCUGUCACACAAGGACGAUUCUUGAUUGGGAAAUAACCCACCCCACCCCACCUACCUACGCCA